AUGAGAACAAAUUAAGGUUCUAGUAAUGAUUUACUUAAUCGAUAAAAUCAAGUAAGAUAAGCUAUUGAUCCACUUGUAUCCAAUUCUCCUAAUGCUUGGAAUGAGAUGACUGGUUAUGUCUCAAGAGAUAAAUAUAAUAAAUUAAAGGAUCUCAAUUCAAAAUUAAAAGUAUAAACUAUUUAUCAAAAGUAUAGGCAGCUUUGAGAGAUUACAUGUAGGAAGGUAAAGAUUAGGAGAAAAUAUUACAGUUAAAAGAGGAAUUGAUAUAAAAAUAUGAGAGAGAACGAUCAGAUUGGUAAACAAAAGGUAAUGAAGAUUUGAAAACAUAAUUAAACGAUAUAAAAAUUAAGUUAUAGAAGAAAAAAUCUAAAAUAAAGUUAAUAAAGGAUGAAUAUAAAGCUAAUGAAAUAAAAUUGGAAGAAUAAAAGAAUUAAUUCUAAGUUGAAUUGGAUAGAGUACAAAGACUUUAUGAUACAUUAACAAAUGAGAAGUAAGAAUUCUAUUUAAAUAAAUUAAGCAAGGAUCAUGAAAAACGAUAUUAAAUAUUAAAAGAUGAAAAUAAUGUUUUAAAAUAGGCUAUUGUUGCAAAAGAAGAAUAAUGUCGAUAUCUUGAAAUGGGAAUAAAGGAUGAUAAAUAAACUAUAUAAUUAUUAGAAUAAAAAAUAAAAGAGUAAUUUGAAGAAAAUAAAAAGUUAUCAUUAACUAUUAAUAAUUUAACUACUAAAACUGAAGACUUAGAAAAAUUAAUUAAAAUUAAUGAAACACACCAUUAAUAGGAUCUAAAUAAAUAUUAAUAAGAUAAAUUAUUAUAAUAGCAAGAAUUUAAUACAUAAAUUAAUAAGAAAAAAGAGAAGAUAAAAAAUAUGGCUAAUUAAAUUUAAUAAUUGGAAAAUUUGAUUAGUUAAUAAUAGAAAUAAGAAUUUACAUUAAAUAAUUCCAUUUUAGAAAAAUAAUAAGAAAAUAUUAAAUUAUAAGCUCAUUUAGAUGAUCAAAGAAAUAAAACUGAUUUAGCAUUAAAAGAAGCUAAUUAUUAAGUAUAGGAAGUAAAAGAAUUGAAGUCCAAAUUAGAAUCAUAAAAAUCUUUAGUUUAAUCAUAUGAAGAUAAAUUGGCUUAGUAUGAUAAAUAGUAUCAGUUAGAUAAAGAAGAUAAAGCAUAGAUUUUACAAGAUAUGGAUUAAUUGAAUUAAGAUAAUAGAAGAUUAUAAUAAUUAUUGUAUGAAUCAGAUAAUGAUAUAUCUUAUUUAAAUUAAUAGCAUUACGAAGUAUAAUAAUAGAUGAAUAUUUAAAUAGAAACAAUUACAAAUAGAAAAGAAAGUAGAAUCAUUGCAAAUUCAAUUAAAUUAUUCAUAGGAUGAAUUGGCAGAAUCAAAAAGAAUUAUAUAGGAAAUGAAAAAAUAAUCUAUUGUAGAUGAAGAAUAAUUAGAAAUCUAUAAAAAUAAAUAUCUAAAAACAAAAUAAAAUCAUAAGACUUUAUUAAAUGAAUAAAGAUAUGUAAGUAUUUCCUUAUAAUAAUAGUUAGAGGAAAAGAUGAAAUUGAUUGAAAAUGAAAGACUUUAAGAGGAAAGAGAAGCUUUAAAGACAAAAGACUUUAUUGUACAUUAAAAAUAAGUGUAAUAGAGUAAGAUUAGAGUACUAGAUGAUAUAUAAAGUAUGAUAUAAUAACAUAAAAGAACUAAUAGUUGA
Messenger RNA from Paramecium pentaurelia, 1683 nucleotides. Lineage: Eukaryota; Ciliophora; Oligohymenophorea; Peniculida; Parameciidae. The record is from the annotation of a GenBank genome assembly.